This is a messenger RNA of Miscanthus lutarioriparius, 1197 nucleotides long. Lineage: Eukaryota; Viridiplantae; Streptophyta; Magnoliopsida; Poales; Poaceae. The record is from the annotation of a GenBank genome assembly.
AUGAAGCCUAAGAGGCCAAGGAGAACCGGUAUCCACUAUGUUGAGAAUGAUAUUGACCGUAGCUUCACAUUCAUCAAGCGGCGCGAUGGGCUUUUCAAAUCCGCAGCUGACCUAUCCAUCCUCACUGGCGCGAAAGUUGCUGUUGUAGUAGAGUCCGAACGUGAAAAAAUGUUCGCAUUCGGCACUCCAUCAGCUGGCCCCAUUAUUGAUUCUUUCCUUUCAUGGAAUGUGGAAGGUCCAAUCCCUCAUGAGGUACAAAAGGCCAACACCAUUUCUCUAGAAAAUAAGCUAGUCCGGCUAGGUAAUCUCAAGGACGUGCAGGACAGGAGGAUGAGGGUUUCUAUGGCACGUUCCAAGGAAAUUCAAGAAAGUUCAAAGAUUGCUAAGCUUGUCUAUGGUGAGAUAGAUGAUCUUAGUGUCGACGAGCUCAAUGAGCUGCUACAUGGGCUCACACGGAUCAAUCAAGAGAUUGAAGAUCAGGUGCGUGCUUCACAAAUCCAGGUGCCACCAAGACAUUUGCCAUGGACUUCUGUACAACCUUUGCAGAUUCCAAGAUCGUCUAGUGCUGUUCCAGAGCCAUCAUGGUUGCAGUCCUCACUUUUGAACUCAACCACGCUGCCCUUACCACAAGCACCACCAGUGCCCCCGUUACAACACAGUCUGAUGCCACAGCACCCUUGGGCAGCGGAUAUGUUGCCACUACCUAAUGAAGCACAUCAGUACAACGAUCAAAGCCAGCAGUUUGUCAUCAACGGACAAAGAGCUCUUGGAAUUUAUUUCAUGAGUCUGAAGCUGUCAUCCAUUGACUUGAAUAAAGAAUCCACAUCUCUGACCAAGCGGCUUCAUUCUAUGAGCGCUGGUCAUCGCAAAUGGGGAUUUGAAACAACUACAUCUGAGAUUUUGACUGCACAUAGAUGUGGGCAAUAUAGCAGUUGGUUGCUCAAAGACUGGGCCAAGGUCUACCUCUUCAAUGGUAUUAAAGUGUGCAUGGAGAACCACAAGAGGAUUACCUUGGAGCAAGGAUGUGAGUGGUGGUGGAUCCAUAGACUUAAUCCUCAUAGGAUCAGAAAAGUUGAGGCUUCGGUGUUCCUGCUAUAUCAUGUGGAGGCAUUGCCUAAUGGACCAAGCCAUCUUAGGACAGGAGAGGACAACAGGGAAGAACUAGAAGGCGGGCUAGGCCGGUUUGAGGAGGAAUGA